CCGCCAUGUUGCUUGCUACUCCAACAUAGAUCGGUGCCGUCUGUAGUGCCACUCUACUUUAAUCACACUCUGAGAUAUUUAAAAUCUUAACUGUAAAACCAUUCAGUACCCAACAUGUUGCGAGUCUGUGAGAAACUUCGCGCAGUGGACGCCAAGAGUACGAGACAGGGACUGGUGAGUACGGAGACAGACUACCUCCGUGCCCUGCUGGACGCCAUGGCGAACAUGGACAGGUCGGUGGAAGUGGAGGUGCUCAAAACUCUGGGUGACGUGAAUGUAGAAAAGGGGAGACUUAACAAAAUCCCGGAGAAGUUCGACAAGGCCAUGGUGUUGUACAGGACAGCACUGCUCCGAAGUAAAGACGCAGAUGUGGAUGAUAGUCUUGAAUAUCGUUACCAUUAUGCAGAGAAAUUAAGGUUAGGGAAGCGAUCAACUGCUUCGAGUAGUUAUGAACCCCUUACUGUCGACAAGAAACUGUCUUCAGUUGCCAAAGUAGCCGAAAAGUUCCAACACCUUGACCGAAAAUUGACUGUUGGUGGCAACGAGAAGUAUUUAUUGAUUGAGUGUACCAAGUUAGUGAUAGAAGGGAUCGUAAACGAUGACAAUAUAUUGGAGACGGAAGCGAUCAAGAGUCUGGGUGACGUGUAUCUGAAAAGAGGUACAGAAACUAAAGACACAACAAAUCUGACCAUGGCCACUGCUCUGUACAACACUGCACUGUCACGAUGUGAGGAGUUUCAAGGCAAAGUGGCACUCAUUCACCGCUUAAAGUACACGGCAAGAAUCAGGCAAGGAACGAAAACGGUAAAAAAUCAGUGUUCAAAGCACAGAGCACGACAACAACAGGGGCACGUUUCACGGGACUUCCCAAUGACGUCACCCAACACUGUUGCCAUUGGUGCCUCAAAGAGUCAACAGUCUGUAGCUAGGUCUUACGAAGAUCACCUGGCAAUAGGGGACCAAGCACUGGCUGAUGGGAAGCUUGACGUGGCGGAACAGAACUUUGCGUCUGCUCUGAGACUGAUUCACGAUCCUAAACAACCCAAUCGGUGUAAGGAGGCCCAAUGCCUGUGCAGACUGGGUGACGUUUACGCUCGGCGAGGCAAGAUAACAAGAGAAGGUAGAAAAUUCACACAAGCAGCAUCCUUGUAUAACGCAGCAUUGGUCAGAACAGGGCUGGACAAAUCUAAUGUCGAGUUGAUAAAACGGCUUCAAGACACAGAGAAAUGGUUUCUCCAGUACACUGCCAAUGUAGACACCAACAUGGGCUCCCCUGAUUCGUACAAACGUCACCAGAAGCGCCUUAAAGAGAUGCGCACGCGCGCUAAGUCACAACUUGACGCCAUUGAUCAGCAACACAAUCCGUACCAAUACGACGAGGAUGAUCCGGUCAUGAUAACAGUCGAGGCUGAGCGAGCUGAAGCAGUCAAGGCAUUAUUCAAGAACAUCGCCAAGGAUAGACAGUAUUUUAUCCAUGACCUUGUUAACGAAUGCAUAGCCACACUCGGCCCCCCUCCAUGUAAGUACGCUUUCAUCGGAUUAGGCUCACAGGCAACAGAACUGGUCACACCCUACUCUGACCUGGAGUUCGCCAUUCUGAUUGAGGAAGGGAAAGACAAUGACGACACAAGGCGGUACUUCCUCAACCUUACACACUUCUUACACCUGAAAGUCAUCAACCUGGGAGAGACCAUCCUCCCAGCCAUGGCCAUCCCGUCACUCAACGAUUUUCAAUCCGACGACCCGGGGAAAGCCUGGUUCUUCGACUCUGCCACACCUCGUGGCUUUGCCUUCGACGGCUUCAUGCCUUGGGCCAGUAAGACUCCAUUUGGAAGAGACCAGACGAAGACCAAGCUUCCCGUUAGCCUAAUUCAAACCCCUGCCGAAAUGGCAAAGUUUCAGCGGCUAGAGGUUACCCUAGCAGAAGGGUACCACCUGUCCGACAUCCUCAGGCGGUGUACUUUCCUAACUGGGGAAGAAAGUCUGACAGACGAGUAUAUGAGAAAACUAAGUGAAAUCAUGACGGAUGACCUACUUUCGCCCAUCCAAUCCUGUCAAUCUGCUAUGCUAGUCUUACUGUUGGAUAACAGGGGGCAGUUUUUCUCCCGCGAGCCUACUGGGCAAUUGAUAAAUGUCAAGAACGACAUCUAUCGUUUUCCAGACGUAGCCUUAGAGCUACUAUCUCUGUGUUAUCAGAUUAACCUUGCUAGCGCAUGGGAUGUGAUAGUUGAACUUAAGGAAACGAAAAAGGUCCACGAAGAGAAUGCAACCCACCUCACGGUACUGACAAGUAUCUCUGCUGAGAUUCGGUUGAGAACAUAUUUGGCCAACGGCGGACAAAAAGACAGUAUGUCCCCUCUUGUGCAAAUGUGUCCCCAAACGCAUCAGUUAUCUCAACAUACGCUGAUGGCAGUAUUCCACAUUCCAAACACCGAAGUCCUUUUUCGAUACCACUGCAGGGCUAUUCCUUUGAAGAAGUAUAUACUAGACAUAGUAAAUAACAGGUUGGGGUUGCAACCUAAAAGGGCAAUAGAAAUGACCAUCUUUGAUGCCUCCAACAAAUGCAGGGGUCAGAUUGCUAGAAACAUGUACCUUUCAGGAAGAGCCAAAGAAUAUUUCGAAGCAGCAAUAAACGAUACAGAAAGGGACGUACUUGAACGCUCGGAUAUACUUGAAGAAUUGGGAAAUCUUUUUGUCUUUGAUGGCAAUAUUACAAAAGCCCUUAGUCGUUUUGAAGAGUCCCUAACCUUGCGCAAACGAUUCUUUGGAGACAGUGCAGCACACCAGAUCAUUGCCGGUUCACUUAGCAACUUGGGAUUGUGUUAUAGUAGAUUAGGCAAUCAGGAAAAAGCAAUCAGCUACUUUGAACAGUCACUAACGAUGAGAAAAACUAUCUGUGGAAAAAACACGGCGCAUACAAACGAUGCUAAAUUACUUCAGAACCUGGGAUCAGCUUGGGGCGAACUCGGUGAUCAUGAGAAGGCAAUCAGCUACUUUGAACAAGCAUUAACGAUGACUAAAAGUAUGUAUGGAGACAACACGGCACAUCCAGCCAUUGCCGUUUCAUUAAGCAGUAUGGGUGCUUCCUUUAUGGAACUUGGUGAUCAACAGAAAGCAAUCAGUUACAAGGAACAGGCACUAACAAUGAUGAAAACUCUCUAUGGUGACAACACAGCACAUCUGGACAUAGCCACUUCAUUAACCAAUAUGGGAUCAUAUUGGAUGGUACUUGGAGAUCAACAGAAAGCAAUCAGCUACCAGGAACAGGCACUGAAGAUGAUGAAAACCAUCUAUGGAGAUCACGCGGCACAUCCGGUCAUUGCCGGGUCAUUACAGAGCUUGGGAUAAUCUUGGAGUGAACUCGGAAAUGACAAGAAAGCAAUAAGCUUCUAUGAAGAGGCAAUGAAAAUGAUGGAAACGAUUUAUGCAGACAACACCCAACAUCUACACAUUGCCGGAUUAUUUAACAAUCUUGGCUCAUCUUGGAGUAAACUCGGUGAUCACAAAAAAAGCAAUCAGUUACUACGAAAAGUCAUUAACGAUUCAAACAACAAUCUAUGGAGACAAUACCGCACAUUCAGACAUCGCCAUGUCACUCUAUAACAUAGGAUUAGCUUGGAGUGAACUUAACGAUCACGAGAAAGCAAUUAGGUACCACGACCAGGCACUAACGAUGAGGAAAACCGUCUAUGGAGACAAUAUAGCACAUCCGGGCAUUGCCCGGUCACUCUACUGUCUGGGGUUAUCAUGGGGUAGACGUGACGAUCACACGAAAGCGAUCAACUACUACGAACAGUCAUUAACGAUGAAUAAAACUAUCCAUGGAGACAACACGGCGCAUCCAGACAUGGCCUCGUCACUUGACAAGUUGGGAUCGUCUUGGAGUAAACUCGGCAAUCACAAGAAAGCAAUCAGGUACUAUGAACAGUCACUAUCGAUGGAGAGAACAAUCUAUGGACAAAACAAGGCACAUCCAGACAUUGCUUGGUCACUUUACAAACUGGGAUUAGAAUGGGGGCAACUUGGUGAAAAGAAGAAAGCAGUCGACUACUUAGAAAAUUUGGUAUCGAUGUUGAAAACUAUCCAUGGGAACACCACGGCACAUCGAUAUCCGGACAUUGCUGCGUCACUUUGCAAACUGGGAUCAGCUUGGAGUGAACUUGGCGAUCACAAGAAGGCAAUUGGCCACUUCGAACAGUCUCUAACGAUGUGGAAAACUACCGAUAGAAACAACGCGGCACAUCCGGACAUUGCUGUAUCUCUAAACAACCUUGGAUUGUCUUGGAGUGAACUUGGCGAUCAGAGGAAAGCAAUCAGCCACUACAAACAGGCAUUAACGAUGAUGAAAACCAUCUAUGGAGACAACACGGCACAUCCUGACAUUACUGCAUCACUAAACAACCUUGGAUUGACUUGGAGUAAACUCGGCGAUCAGAAGAAAGCAAUCAACUACUUCGAACAGUCACUAACGAUGAGAAAAAUUAUUUAUGGAGACAACACGGCACAUGCUGACAUUGCUGAGUCACUAAACAACCUUGGAUUGUCUUGGGGUAAACUCAGUGACCACAAGAAAGCAAUCAGCUACUUCGAACAGUCACUAACGAUGGCGAAAAUUAUCUAUGGAGACAACACGGCACAUCCUGACAUUGCUGCAUCACUAAAGAACCUUGGAUUGACUUGGAGUAAACUCGGCGAUCAGAAGAAAGCAAUCAACUACUUCGAACAGUCAUGAUCACUAGCGAUGAGAAAAAUUAUUUAUGGAGACAACACGGCACAUGCUGACAUUGCUGAGUCACUUCACAACCUUGGAUUGUCUUGGGGUAAACUCGGUGACCACAAGAAAGCAAUCAGCUACUUCGAACAGUCACUAACGAUGGCGAAAAUUAUCUAUGGAGACAACUCGGCACAUCUGCACAUUGCUGAGUCGCUUCACAACCUGGGAUUAUGUUUGAAUCAACUCGGCGAUCGGAAGAAAGCAAUCAACUACUUCGAACAGUCACUAGCGAUGACAAAAAUUAUUUAUGGAGACAACACGGCACAUGCUGACAUUGCUGAGUCACUAAACAGCCCUGGAUUGUCUUGGAGUAAACUCGGUGACCACAAGAAAGCAAUCAGCUACUUCGAACAGUCACUAUCGAUGGCGAAAAUUAUUUAUGGAGACAACACGGCACAUCCUGACAUUGGUGAGUCACUAAACAAACUUGGCUUGUCUUGGAGUAAACUCGGUGACCACAAGAAAGCAAUCAGCUACUUCGAACAGUCACUAACGAUGGCGAAAAUUAUCUAUGGAGACAACACGGCACAUCCGGCUAUUGCUGGGUCACUUCACAACCUCGGAUUAUGUUUGCAUCAACUCGGCGGUCAGAAGAAAGCAAUCAGCUAUUUCGAACAGUCACUAGCGAUGAGAAAAAUCAUUUAUGGAAACACGGCACAUCCUGACAUUGUCAAGUCACUUCACAGCCUGGGAUUAUGUUUUAAUCAACUCGGCGAUUCAUAAUAGAAGAUAGCAAUCAGCUACUUCAAACUGUCACUAACGAUGACAAAAACUAUUUAUGGAGACAACAAGGCACAUCCGGACAUUGUCAAGUCACUUCACAACCUGGGAUUAUAUUUGAAUCAACUCGGCGAUUGGAAGGAAGCAAUCAGCUACUUUGAACAGUCACUGGUGAUGAGGAAAUCUAUCUAUGGAGCCAACACGGCACAUGCUGACAUUGCUGUGUCACUAAACAACAUUGGUUUAUACUCGGAAAUCUCAGAAAAGCAAGGAAUUACUUUAAAAAGUCAUUAACGUUGGUAAGAACUAUAUAAUUAUUGAGAGACACAUCUGUGCUUUCUCGGGACAUCAAGCAUUUUGCAAUCUGUAAUUAGUUUGGACAAAAGUUAGUGAUGUAAAAGAGCGAUUUACUACAAGUAACAGUGCUUGGUGUAUAGAAAUCCUGUAGAAUACUUUUGCAAGAAAUUGAAGAAAAGGUCUUGCAAAUAUCACUUAUAAGGUGCAGUAUUCAACCAUCAGUCUUGGACUUAUCAAAGACACAUUUGGAUGGACCCCUCACUGUACAAAGAAGGUAGGAUAUACUUGAAGUUGAAUUUCCAGUAUGGACUGUGACAUUAAACAUUUUCCUUUUCA
Molecule: messenger RNA, 6127 nt
Organism: Branchiostoma floridae (Florida lancelet)
Lineage: Eukaryota; Metazoa; Chordata; Leptocardii; Amphioxiformes; Branchiostomatidae
Exons: 4
Coding region: 115-3348 (1077 amino acids)
Molecular function (GO): protein binding; [protein-PII] uridylyltransferase activity
Source: RefSeq, a predicted model, not a curated record